AUGUCUGUGUGGUCAGCCGUCCUGACCAGGCAUGGAGUUGGGAGAUGUUGCAGGUUGUGGUGUGGUGUCUCCAGACCACUCAUCCACACCAGAGCAGUAAGUGUAGCUGAGCCGGGUGCAAGGAAAUCUGAUGAAGACCAACUCUGGGAGGCAGCUGCAGGUCACCUGCCUUUCAGCAGAGCCAGGAUUGGAUCAUUCUUCCAGGAGCAGCCAGCUUUGAAGAAUCCAUUUCUGGAGGAUGCCUUGCUAAGAGCAUACCUCAGGAGACACCUCCCCCAGCAGGCAGUCUUCUUAGACUUGAGUGCAUUUGGAGAGUGUGUGGCAAAAGAAGUGGACACAUGGGGCCGAGAGUGUGAAGUCAACCCUCCGCGGCUGGUGCAUUUUGAUCCCUGGGGGCGGAGAGUGGACCACAUUGUGACCUCUGCAGCCUGGAAACGGAUGAAGGACCUAUCGGCACAAGAAGGCCUGGUUGCCAUCGGCUAUGAGAGAUCAUUUGGGGAGUGGAGUCGUGUUUAUCAGAUGAGCAAAUUGUACCUGUACUCCCCUUCAUCUGGUCUCUACACCUGCCCUCUGGCCAUGACUGAUGGAGCUGCGAAGGUCAUCCAGUCUGUAGGUGUUUCACCGCCUGUAGAAGAAGCCUACAGUCGUUUGAUCAGCCGUCAGCCUGAGCGUUUCUGGACAUCUGGACAGUGGAUGACCGAGAGACAGGGAGGAUCUGAUGUAGGCAGCGGCACUGAGACCGUGGCUGUUCCACAAACAGAUGGCUCGUAUAAACUGCACGGCCUCAAGUGGUUCACAUCUGCCACCGACGCAGACAUGACUCUGACGCUGGCAAGAGUGCAGGACAGAACGGGAGCGACCACGGCGGGUAGUCGGGGGCUCUCUCUGUUUUACGCUGAGGUCAGUCGAGGUGAGGACGGCAAACUGAGGGGCAUAGAAGUUCAGAGACUGAAGGACAAGCUGGGAACUCGACAGAUGCCAACAGCUGAGUUACUGCUGGAUGGCCUGCCUGCUUAUAGACUGUCAGAGGAAGGGAGAGGCGUGGCCUCCAUAGCGAACAUGCUGACCAUAACCAGGAUUCACAACAGCAUCUCUGCAGCCGCUGCAAUGAGAAGAAUUCUCCAGUUGGCGCGUGACUACGCCACUCGCCGCACUGCUUUUGGAAAGCUUCUUAGGGACCACCCACUGCACAUGCAGACUCUGGCCAGGAUGGAGGUGGAGACCCGUGGAGCAUUUCUCCUGGUAAUGGAAGUGUGUCGCCUACUGGGCCGAGAGGAGAGCGGCCUGGCCAGCCAGCUCGAUACGCAGCUCUUACGUCUGCUCACUCCUGUCGUAAAACUGUACACCGGGAAGCAGGCAGUGGCUGUCGUUUCGGAGGGUUUGGAAAGCUUCGGUGGACAGGGCUACAUCGAGGAUACGGGGCUGCCUGGAAUGCUUCGGGAUGCUCAGGUGUUGAGUAUAUGGGAGGGUACAACCAAUGUUCUGUCCCUGGAUGUGCUUCGCUGUGUGGCUCGAAGCUCAGGGAUGGUUCUGCAUGCUUAUUUUACCCAUGUCCAGUCGCUGCUUGCAGGUGUGUCUAAUGUUUCCUCAGUAGCUCCUGCUGUGAAAGCAGUGGCUGGUGCUCUGUCUGAACUGGAGGCGUUUGUUCAGAUGGCUGCAGCCAGAGAACCCGGAUACCUGGAGCUAGCAGCCAGAGAUCUGGCAUACAGCCUGGCUCGUAUCUACGCAGGUGCCCUACUCGUUGACCAUGCUUGCUGGAAAGAGGCCUCCACACACGACAUCCAUGCUGCUCUCAAGUGGUGUGAACAGGACUUGUGUCUCGUUGCGUCUAAACAACAGAGAGGCUACUAUGAAUCCGGCACCGCAGCACUCGAUGCUGCGCUGGUUUAUGAGUGAUCGUUGAAUUGAAUGUAAUCGUUAAAUUAAUAUGACAUCACUGAGAUACUUUUUUUGACUGAAUUAAAAGAAACAUCUGUACUAAACAAGCAUAACUAGAAGUAUGUUCUUAAAACGAUGUUUUUGUCUGUUAGAACAGGUUUAGAUUUUCAAUUUUUUUCAAUUCAUCUAGAGCAGGGGUGUCAAACUCAUUUUAGCUCAGGGGCCACAUUGAGGGAAAUCUAGUCCCAAGUGGGCCGGACCGGUAAAUAAAAAAUAAAAAAAAACUUCAAAUUGUUUUCUUUGUUUUAAUACAAUCAAUAUAAAACAAGGCUGGAGCCUGAAGACAGUGUAGUACAAGUACAACACCUGAAGUGUACUUGAAAAUUUGAAUUUUUUUUUUUAAAUCAACAAAUUAAAAAAAGCAUUCCUUGGUGAUUCUAAGAGCUUACAGAUCACAUGGCUAGAUCAGUUUCAUGCAGCACUUAAAGUAUAUUUGACUCAUUUUACUUUACAUCUUUUAGCUUUCACCAGCACAUCAACAUCAAGUCACAUCCUGAGUGGCGGCCAACUUCAGGAUGUGAUUCAAGUUCUUGUGUGAGCCUUGAGCGCAGCUUUGUUUUAUUUAUACUCAUUACAGAGAAAACUUGCUAACAAUGAUAAGUUUAUUUUCACUCUACAUUGUAAAGUAUGAAAAUAAAGUUUACACAACCAUCUCGCGGGCCGGAUUUAACCCGCUUGCGGGCCGGAUCCGGCCCGCGGGCCGCAUAUUUGACACCCCUGAUCUAGAGGAUAUUUUCCCUUUUGACUGUGAUAUUCGUUAACAUCUUAUCAGUCCUACAGUUAUUAAAUAAGCGAUAAGUAAACAUCAGUUAUUCACAUCUGCUGAAGUAGAGAUCAGAGGAGGUGAGGAAGGCUCUAAUUCUGCUUUACUUCAUGGAUCGUUGGAAAAAAGAAAUGCAUGUAGUGGCUCGUGUGAGGAGUUACUUUAGACUGCUGGUCAAUUUUCUUGCAUAAUGAUGUUUUUACAUGCAAUGUUUUGUUGUAAUCAGUGAUAGGAAAAGUUGCAUAUUAAUGAAGAAAUAAAAUCCACCAGUUUAAUGUUCAUAA
Messenger RNA from Nothobranchius furzeri (turquoise killifish), 2985 nucleotides. Its product is annotated as acyl-CoA dehydrogenase family member 11. Gene Ontology annotation, molecular function: acyl-CoA dehydrogenase activity. Lineage: Eukaryota; Metazoa; Chordata; Actinopteri; Cyprinodontiformes; Nothobranchiidae. The record is from RefSeq and is a predicted model, not a curated record.